AUGAAGCGCAACAAAGUACCCAAGCAGACCCGCGUCUUCCGCGCACUGACCAUCUUCUCCAGCGGCAUGGGCGCGGCAAUGCUGGCGCUUUGGGCGCUGGACAUGGCCGGCAUGACGCUGAGCAGCUAUCGCGAAGCGGCAACCUUCGGGGCCAUCGUUCUGGGCCUGGCGUCGCUCGCGGGCGCGGGCACGGCACACGCCUAUUUCGCCGGCGGCGACGAUGCGAGCCAGACCUACGAGGCCUUGCUGAGCGUCGAUUCGGUGACCGGCCUUUUGUCACGCAGCGGCCUGGCGGAAAGCCUCGACGGCUAUGUCUCGAAAGGCGGCGGCCCCAGCCGGAUGAACCGCUUCUUCCUGAUCAGCCUCGACUUCGAUUCCCUGCGCGAUUUCAACGAAACCUAUGGUCUGGAAACUGGCGACUCGCUUUUGCGCGUGUUCGGCGACCGGCUGCAGCGCGUUGUCGGCGAUACCGGCCUUGCCGCACGCACAAGCGGCGGCGAGUUCGUGAUCGUCCUGGCCGCCAAUCAUGACGACCGGGAGCUGCGCGCGGCGACCGAAGCGCUACUCGGGAUCCUGUCGCUGCCGGUACGUGUCGGCAAUGCGUCACAUUCGGUCUUCUGGAACGCGGGCGUCGCCGAGAUUCACAAGAACAACCCGCCGAUGGAACGCAUCCUGCGCCAUGCCAAUCUGGCGCGCACGACAUCGCGCGCCACCGGCCGCGGCACAUGGUCGAUCUACCAUCCCGAGAUGAGCCAGGUCGCCGCCUACCGCCACUGGAUCGAAGCGGAAUUGGGCGGAGCCCUGCAACGGGACGAGCUGAUGCUGCACUACCAGCCCAAGGUCCACGCCGUUACCGGCGAAACGGUUGGCUAUGAAGCCCUGUUGCGAUGGAACCACCAUCAGAACGGCUCGAUCCCGCCAUCGGAGUUCAUCCCGAUCGCCGAACAGUGCGGGCUGAUCCAGCAGAUCGGCGACUUCGUCCUGCGCCGCGUGUGCGAAGACCUCGAGCAGCUGCCCGACAACAUCUCCGUGUCGGCCAACGUUUCGCCGGCGCAGUUCAACCGGGACGAUUUCGUGGCCAAUCUCGGCCGAUUGAUCAACGGCACCGAAAUCCGGCCCGACCGGCUGGAGAUCGAAGUCACCGAAACGCUUCUGAUCCGCAACCACAGCGAGGUCAGACGGCUGCUCGCCCAGCUGCGCGAGCUCGGCAUCCUGCUGGCGAUCGACGAUUUCGGGACCGGCUAUUCAAACCUUUCGACACUGAACGAGCUGCGCUUCAACACGCUGAAGAUCGACAAAUCCUUUGUCGACCGUCUCACCGACAAGGACCCCGCCGCCAGCACCAUGGUUGCAUCGAUCGUCGGCAUGGCGCGGUCCAUGGGAGCAUCCGUGGUUGCCGAAGGUGUGGAAACCCAGGACCAGGCGACACUCUUGCGCGCGGCCGGAUGCACGAUCAUGCAGGGCUAUCUGUUCGGCAAGCCGCAGCCGCUGUCGGCCAUCAAGCAUCAUCACCGCGACAGCGAAGCGGGGCCGGCCGGCGCGCUGCCUGCGGUGCCUCAGCCCGAGUUUCUCGCGGCAGCAUCCUGA
This is a messenger RNA of Effrenium voratum, 1587 nucleotides long. NCBI's taxonomy places the organism in Eukaryota, Dinophyceae, Suessiales, Symbiodiniaceae. The record is from the annotation of a GenBank genome assembly.